AUGACUGUAGAGCAGGGAAUUGGAAAUAGCAAUAUAGACCAGUUUCCUAUUGGUAUGAGAGUUUUGGCUGUUGAUGAUGACCCAACUUGUCUUUUACUUCUGGAAACUCUGCUCCGUAGAUGCCAGUAUAAUGUUACUACGACAAGUCAGGCAAUCACAGCAUUGCGGAUGUUGAGAGAAAACAAGAACAAGUUUGACCUGGUUAUCAGUGAUGUACAUAUGCCAGACAUGGAUGGUUUUAAAUUGCUUGAGCUCGUGGGGCUUGAGAUGGACCUACCAGUUAUCAUGUUGUCAGCAAAUGGUGAUCCAAAGCUUGUGAUGAAGGGGAUCACUCAUGGAGCUUGUGAUUACUUGCUCAAGCCUGUUCGAAUUGAGGAGCUAAAGAACAUCUGGCAACAUAACGAAGAUGAGGACGAGGAUCGUGAUGAGAAUGAACAUGAAGAUGAGGAUCCAACAACCCAAAAGAAGCCCCGGGUUGUAUGGUCAGUGGAUCUGCAUCGCAAGUUUGUCGCAGCCGUUAAUCAAUUGGGCAUUGACAAGGCUGUUCCAAAGAAGAUUCUUGAUUUGAUGAAUGUUGAAAAGCUUACUAGAGAAAAUGUGGCAAGCCAUCUCCAGAAAUAUAGACUUUACCUUAAAAGGAUCAGCACAGUGGCAAACCAGCAAGCUAAUAUGGUGGCAGCUUUAGGCAGUUCAGAUGCAUCAUAUCUGCAAAUGAAUUCUAUGAAUGGACUGGGAUUGCACAAUUUGGGUGGAUCAGGGCAGUUUCACAACACACCUUUCAGAUCUCUCCCAUCUAGUGGUAUGCUUGGUAGGUUGAAUUCUCCUGCCGUUCUGGGCAUUCGUGGUAUUCCUUCUUCUGGAGUGAUUCAAUUAGGUCAUGUACAGACUGCACCCCACUCGGCUCAUGGUCUAGGUCACUUCCAACCAGUUGGACACCCUGGAAAUAACGGGAAUAUACUUCAAGGGAUGCCAAUGUCAUUAGAACUUGAUCAAAUACAGUCUAACAAGGGUGUCAACUACAUUAGGGAACUUCCAACUCAUCUUGAUGAUACAGCCAGUUUCCCUGUUUCCAGUGGUUCCACAGAUAUGAAAAUAAUUGCUGGAAGCUCAAACAGCCCUUUUGUUGGUGUUUCAAACAAACCCUUGAUGUUGGAAGGACAUGGUCAGGGGCUCCAAGAUGGCCAAAAUUUUGGAAAGCAAUCGUCUCUUUCAGCAGGCUCCUUAGAUCCAGGAUAUUCUUCCCAUUUUCCUGAUCACGGUAGAUGUAAUGACAACUGGUCCAAUGCUGUGCAGUCAAAUGGGGUGCAAUCAAAUUCUUUUACCUUAAAUGACUGUUUUAAGCAACCUACUCUGCAUCCAAGUGCCAUCGGAGACAGCAUGUCAACACCGGCCUUGCAAAGUAGGAAUAAUCCUUGUGAUGUUUCUUCAAUCUCCACUCUGCCAAUCCAUUUACAGGACUCCAAAGCAGAUUUACAAUGCCGAGCGGCUACAAUGAGCAGUAAUGCUGGACCAAUAAUUAAUAAUGGCCCUCUAGGGUGGGAUGACCAUAGACAGAAUGAUCCUUACAAUUCCAAUGGCAUAUCUAACUCAAUAAACUCUGCGAUACCUCUUAAUGGAAAUGGGAGUCUCAUUGGCCGGAAUUUGGAUCCAAAUAACACGAUUUUUCAGAGAACCACAAGCUUCAGUUCAACAGGACAGCCAAAUUUUGUUGAUACCUCAUUGAUGAAGCAUAAUGAGGUUGAAAGUUCAGCCAUGGAGACACUAGGGAGGUCAAAGGAUGGGUAUUUGCUAAACCAACAGAAGCUGCAAGACAGUUAUGUUUCGAAUAAUUUUGGCUCCUUGGAAGACUUGGUGAGCGUAAUGGUGAAACAGGCAAGGAAAUGCCUUGUUCAUGGGCCCAGAAGAAGUAGUGUGUCUUGCAUUAUUGAUGACUUUGACAUUGUCACAAGACCCCACACUGAAGGAAAGAGCCAUAAUUCCAACCAAGAAAAGUGGGUUCUUGAUUGUCUUUUCCCAAACAACAAUUCCACUUAA
Molecule: messenger RNA, 2034 nt
Organism: Dovyalis caffra
Lineage: Eukaryota; Viridiplantae; Streptophyta; Magnoliopsida; Malpighiales; Salicaceae
Source: the annotation of a GenBank genome assembly